AUGACGUCGAUCGAAAUCGAGGCGGCCGAUGUCGUCCGGCUGAUCCAGCAGUACCUGAAAGAGAACAAUUUGAUGCGCACCUUUGCGGCGUUACAGGAAGAGACGAACAUCUCGCUGAACACGGUGGACAACCUCGACUAUUUCAUCAGCGAGAUCAGCUCCGGUCAUUGGGACCUUGUGCUGAAGAUGAUCCAGCCCCUCAAAAUCCCGGCCAAGAAGCUGAUCGACCUGUACGAGCAGAUUGUCUUCGAGCUGAUCGAGAUGCGCGAGCUGGGCACGGUGCGACUGAUCUUGCGCCAAACGGACCCGAUGAUCCUCCUCAAGCAAAUGGACGCCACCAGAUUUGCGCGAAUCGAGAACCUGGCCGGGCGGUUCGAGAAGCGCCGACAGCAGAUUGCGCAGUCAUUGUCGGCUGAUGUGAACGUUGUCGCUCCAUCACGUCUGCUCGCCCUCCUGCAGCAAUCGCUCAAAUGGCAGCAGCAUCAGGGCCUGCUUCCUCCGGGCACCAAAAUCGACCUGUUCCGCGGCAAGGCGGCAAUGAAGGAGCAAGAAGAAGAGCACUACCCCACCCAGCUGGCCCGCCAUAUCAAAUUUGGAACUAAUUCGUACCCGUUGAGCGCCAUCUUCUCGCCGGACGGCCAAUUCCUGGUGACCGGCUCCAAGGACGGCUUCAUCGAGGUGUGGAACUUCAUGAACGGCAAGCUGAGGAAGGAUUUGAAGUAUCAGGCGCAGGACAACCUGAUGAUGAUGAACGAGGGCGUGUCGGCGUUGACGUUCAGCCGCGACUCGGAGAUGCUGGCCUCGGGCUCCGUGCAUGGGGCGAUUAAGGUCUGGAAAAUCCAAACUGGCGAAUGCCUGAGACGAUAUGACGCUGCUCAUUCUGGCCCGGUCUCUGCGCUACGCUUCUCCAAGGACAAUUCACAUAUCCUAUCCGGCAGCAACGACACGCUCGUCAAAAUCUUCGGCCUCAAAUCCGGGAAAUGUCUGCGCGAGAUGCGAGGACACAGCUCGUUCGUUACGGACGUCCGAUAUGCGGAGGAUCAGAAUAUUUGCUUGUCCUCAUCGGCCGACGGAACCGUGCGAAUUUGGUCGACAAAGACGGGCGAAUCGCAAACGACGUUCCGGGUUGAAGGCGACGUCCCAAUCCACAACGUCAUCCAAAUCCCCAAGACCGACACGUUCGUCAUCUGCAAUCGGAGCAGCAGGCUCUACGUGGUCAACCUCCAGGGACAGGUGGUGCGCACGAUGAACUCGGGAAAGCGCGAGGGCGGAGAAUUCGUGGGACUGGCGCUGUCGGGGCGUGGCGAGUGGGCGUACGCGGUGGCCGAGGACAAGACGCUGUACUGCUUCUACACGCUCAGCGGAAACCUGGAGAGCACGAUUCCGGUUGCCGAUGCGCACGUCGUCGGCCUGGCCCACCACCCGCACCAGAACAUCAUCGCCACGUUUGCCGAAGACGCGUAUCUGAAGCUGUGGAAGGAC
This is a messenger RNA of Mesorhabditis spiculigera, 1482 nucleotides long. The record is from the annotation of a GenBank genome assembly. NCBI's taxonomy places the organism in Eukaryota, Metazoa, Nematoda, Chromadorea, Rhabditida, Rhabditidae.